CCGGUCUGAUGUAGCGUCGACUAGUUUCCCUUAGCGUUCUAUUACCCCAAGUAGUAAAAAUCAUUUUUACACGAAACUCCUGUAGAGAUAAUUUAAAAUUUUCUAUCUCAUAUAAAUAGUUAAACCCUUAGAGAUGUGAAAAAUAAUUUGACGUGUCAAAAUAAAAAUUAGUUUUGUUGAAAAAAUGAUUUAAAAAAUGUAAACAAAAGUGUAGUGAAUUACAGAGAGAAUUUUAGCUGCAAAAAAAAAACGUUGACAGCAUCAUAAAUUUAUUUCUACUGACGAGAAAGAAAAAUUGUAAUUUGUAAAAUAAUCAUUUUCUUAUUAUCUUGUUGACAAAAUAGAUGUAACUAAUGAUGUUUAUUUUUAAAAUAUUCACUAACUGACUCAGCAACUUGUAAUAAAUUUAUUUUUAAAUUUGCAUCGUGUAAUGGUGUAAGAAAAGAAUAAAAUAACAUUUCUAAUGUGUAAUAAAUGAUCAUUCGCAAGUGUACCAAAUUAUUCUUAUUGGCGAAAACGAUAAAAGACGACAUAAAAACAUUAGGGAUAAAUUGUAUGAUUAAUUCAAAAGCCCUUCACCUAAUGAAGAGACCAUAAAACAGUAACAGUGUAGACGGUUAUGUGUGUGACAUUGAACAAUUUGGAACUGUUAAUUUGAAGAGAAUUGAGCCAUUACAAUGGAUAGUCGUUUAAGCAGCGAGGAAAAGCCGAGUGUUGAUGACACAAAGGAAGGUGAGAAUGAAGAGAGAAAUCUGGGUCGUGAGGAGAAGAGCACGGAUGAAUUGCAGCAAAUAGACACGCGAUCUAAUAGGAAUUUGGAUGCAACAUUACCACUAACUGUAACUGAUCCUGUGUCCAACAACCAAAGGGUAUUCAUGAAAUCUCUGCCUAACAAAAAAAUGACUCUUUAUCUUGUUAACCGAGAUCUUAUAGCAUACGAAAACAGAAUUGAUAAUCUCAUAGGAGUGCUGCUGGUAGACCCGGAUUAUGUUGAAAAUAAGCGAGUGUACGCACAAGUCACGAUGACCUUCCGGUAUGGACGAGAGGAUGAGGAGGUAAUGGGGAUAAAUUUUUGUGCUGAACGGAUCAUCGGUUUGGCCCAACUCUAUCCACCAUACAUGGGAGCUGAUCACCAACAACCAACACCUGUACAGGAGGCUCUCAUCAGACGACUGGGUUCCAAUGCUCAUGCGUUUACCAUAGCAAUUACUCGAGUAGUACCACCUUCUGUUCGUCUUCUUCCAGCUAAAGAGUACAAUGGUGCUCCGAUUGGCACGAGCUAUGAUGUAAAAGCUUAUGUGGCGGAGAGAUUUGAUGAAAAACUCCACCGUAAUACGACAGUGAGAAUGGGGAUAAGGGUUGUUCAGCGGACAAAUUCACCAGCUGUGCCCAUGAGUAAUCUUUACUCAGUUUCCCCAACGAUUCAGCACGAACGUAAUCCACAAAGUGAGAAUGAAAUUGUUGAGACUAAAGAACCUCAAGUACCUCAUGCAGUUGUUCAGAAAGAAUUUUUACUCAAUGGAGGCUCCAUUCGACUAGAAGCACAUCUUGAUCGUGCUAAUUAUGCACAUGGAGAUACAAUUCAGGUCCAUGUUAGCAUCUCCAAUGACAGUCAUAAAUCUGUGAGGAGAAUCCAGGUCUUGGUACUUCAGCAUGUAGAUGUAUGUAUGUUCAGCAGUGGCAAAUUUAAAAAUGUUGUCGCAAAGGAAACAGAAAAGGAAAAUUGUCCUCUUGGGCCAGGAUCUAAUUUUACGAAAACGUAUAAUGUCAAACCGACUAUGACCUCAACGAAAAAUUGGAUUGCUAUUGAAGAUAACUAUACCAAGGCUGGAACAACUCUUGCUAGCUCAGUUAUAUGUCCACAACCUAGAACUAAACAAGGGGGUGACGAUAAAGAUGAAGAUAGCGAAGAAGAGAAGGAAAGACAUGCAUUUGAUAUCAACAUAUCUUACUACGUCAAGGUUAAACUUCAGAUUUCACGAAUAUGUGGAGUAGUAUCACUUAAAUUACCGUUUAAUCUAUGGCACCGAAGUACCGAGCCCGAUUUAACAGGAUUCCCGUCACCGAUUCGAAACAUACCAACAACAAAUGCAAACACUGAACGUGAAGAAGAUAAAUUGCAUACAUGUCUGGCAGUUAUGGAGACAUUUCAAUGUGAUGGAAAAGUAAAUUCUGAGUUAGUACAAACUAAUCAAAAAGCUGAUGUGAACCUAAUAGAAAAUCGCGAACCAAAAGGGAGUACCUGAGAACAAGAUCGGGCUUACGGUAAUAUACCAUGGCCCCAUGAUAAUAAUAGAAAUAAAUUGAUAAAUACAUUCAAACAUUCUGAUCAUAGAAGUUGUAUAAAAAAUUUCAAUAUCCAAAGAGCUUUUUGCUGCUUCCGCAGGGCUUCUUAGUAUAUCAAGAUAUAAACAUAGUAAAAAAAAGAAAUAUUUUUAAAAAAUCCGAAUGUGCAUUGAAAAUAAUUAUUGACCAUCGUGAUUUUUUUCUUAAUUAAAUAUGGAAUUUUUCAAAUUUAUAUCAU
Chelonus insularis is the source of this 2524-nucleotide messenger RNA. Its product is annotated as arrestin homolog. Gene Ontology annotation, molecular function: G protein-coupled receptor binding. Lineage: Eukaryota; Metazoa; Arthropoda; Insecta; Hymenoptera; Braconidae. Bases 678 to 2246 code for a protein of 522 amino acids. Gene Ontology annotation, biological process: G protein-coupled receptor internalization; signal transduction. The transcript has 10 exons. The record is from RefSeq and is a predicted model, not a curated record. Gene Ontology annotation, cellular component: cytoplasm.